GCUCUGCGAACACCGUCGCUGAACCUGGAUUCAUACUGAAGUUCCUGUUUUUUUAACUUGCAUUUUGGACACCCCCCCCCAAAAAAAAAGAGAACGUCUCACAGCAAUAAACAAACCACCCAAGACCACACAGGAAGUUUGGGGAGACCAUCGUAAUAAAACAACUCCUGGACUUUCGGGCAACGAACUUUGUCCAGGGAGGAGGCUGGCCGGGGAGGAGAAACCAGAGAGAGCUUUCCGUCGCCUCCCUCAGAGGAUGAGAGAAAGGUGUGGAGCGCUCGAGAUUGACAGAGAUGGUCACUCCCGGAAAUCGGUGUCUGAGAUAAUCCUACGAAGCUAAAUCCUGAGCAGUCAUAAUAAGCCAAUGGUUUAUGGGAAGAAACCGGUUUAUUCAGGUAAACCAAGUGCACCCUCGGGUGCCCAUUAGGGUGGGGACCCAGAGUUUACAGGUCUUUAAAAAAAAGGAUACAACAGUUGAUUGGUGCCUGAGGAACAUAUGCUCGUUGGUGACAAUUUAUUGCAUUUCAGCCAAGCCAUUGCUCAUGCGCAGAGCAGUUGCACACAAAGAAACAUCAAGUCUUCCUUAUAAGGUACUUGGUUUCUUCCUCCUGACCAGACCCGCUGGGAGGCCUUGGACUUCACUGCGAAUUUUCUGUGCCUGCCCCAUGGAUUCCAAGGCGGAGGGAAGACAGAACCCAGUGCCCCGGAAGCUGCUUGCCUUCCUUCUCCUCCAGGUCCUCUUUGCCACCGCACUCUUCAGCUACGUCCGACAGGGCUCCAGGUCGGGGUCUCCAACCUCUCCUUCCUGCCCCGAAACGCCCCUGCAAGAGACGGCGAUCCUUCGGCCCCCCGCUCCCCAGCUCUCCUCCAAUCUCACGAUCCUGCUGUGGACCUGGCCGUACGGCGUCCACGUUCCCUUUGAGAACUGCUUCGAGGUCCUCGGCGUGCCCGACUGCCACUUCACGGUGGAUCGCCACUGGUACCCUAAGGCCGACGCGCUCUUGGUGCACCAUUAUGACGUGUACCUGGACGCCAGAAAGCUCCCUCAAGAGCCGAGGCCGCCGUUCCAGCGCUGGGUCUGGUACAGCCCUGAACCUCCCAGCAAGCACCCUGUCCCGGACUUCAUGGACAACCUCUUCAACUUCUCCAUGUCGUACCGGAGAGACUCGGACAUCUAUGCCCCUUACGGAUGGCUGGAAGUCCUCCCACAGCCCCAGAAGGUCACCGUACCCCCCAAGUCCAAGCUGGUGGCCUGGGUGGUGAGCAACUGGAAGCCCAAGUACGUUCAGGUCCGGGUGAAAUACUACGAGGAGCUGAAGAAAUACAUCCAAGUGGAUUUGUACGGACGCAGGCACUCGCCUCUCUCCGGGAGCCAGCUUCUCUCCACCUUAUCCCAGUACAAGUUCUACCUGGCCUUCGAGAACUCCCAGCAUGAAGACUACAUCUCCGAGAAAGUUUGGAGGAACGCCUUUCUCUCCGGAGCAGUCCCCGUCGUCCUUGGGCCUUCGCGGAAAAACUACGAGAGCCACAUCCCUCCGGACUCCUUCAUCCACGUCGACGAUUUCUCCAGCCCGCGAGAGCUGGCCGGCUUCUUGCAGGAACUGGACAAGAAUGCCACGCGAUACGAGAGUUACUUCCGGUGGCGCUCACGGUUGAGAUCCGUCAAUUAUAAAUCUUGGGGCUACCAGUUUUGCAAAGCGUGCCAGGCCUUGCAACAAAAACCCGCCGUCUACCAGACCUUGCCUGAACUUAGCAAGUGGUUUAAGUGAUGUGGAAGGUGUGGGGGGGGAGUGCGAUUUGACCAUCAGGCAGUCACAAGAACCACGGGGUUGAGGCAACCCAGACUUUCUGGGCUCGUAGCCGGCCGCCGAAGGCAGCCCCCGAAGACCGCGAGGCGCUGUGGAUUCUUGGAGCACGAAAUUCAUCCUAUAACUCCAUACAGAAAAAUCCUAAGAGGAACUUCUUCCCAUGGCUGGUGUGGAAAAUUUGUAGUCACUCACAAUGUUUCUUGCUGGGAUGUUUUUUUAAUUCUCUACUACUUUUUUGUGGAUCUUAGGAGAGAUGAGAAUGGCAUAAUACUUGGAACAUUUCUGUGCACAAAUAUGGCCCUAUUUCCACUCCCAACAUCUGUUCCAGAACAUAAUCUUUGUCAGAAAAGGAAAGUAACUUAUUACAAAUGACAACAUGCCUUGUGAUGGUUUUGUUCCAAACUCUGUGCAUUAUCUUCAUUUGGCAUUUCUGAUUUUUUUUUAAUCAUGGCUGUUACUUGAAUUAAAUCUGCCACAUUCAUGUAACCAGAGGAGAGAUGAUUACGGUUGUCAGGAUGUUAAAAAGGCAUUGCUUGGAUUUUUUUUUAAUUGCCAGGAUCAACACGUUAUCUUAAGAAUCAGGGACUGGAUUAAACGAGUGAAUAAUUAAAGAAAUGUUUGAGGAACUAAUCUGAUGGGAGAAGCGGUUUUUAAAAUUUAUUUAUUGAAAAUUAAGAGGCGAUCAUGAGGGACGAUUGCUUAUGAGGAAUCUAAUUAGAGAUACAUAUCUGAUAAGAAUUAAUCUAAAGGGUCCUGUAAUAUCCUUGGUGUUUAUUUAUAUCUGAC
Pogona vitticeps (central bearded dragon) is the source of this 2594-nucleotide messenger RNA. RefSeq names its product 3-galactosyl-N-acetylglucosaminide 4-alpha-L-fucosyltransferase FUT3. NCBI's taxonomy places the organism in Eukaryota, Metazoa, Chordata, Lepidosauria, Squamata, Agamidae. The record is from RefSeq and is a predicted model, not a curated record. Gene Ontology annotation, cellular component: membrane. Gene Ontology annotation, molecular function: alpha-(1->3)-fucosyltransferase activity.